Naumovozyma castellii is the source of this 201-nucleotide messenger RNA. It is a transcript of the gene QCR9, whose product is annotated as ubiquinol--cytochrome-c reductase subunit 9. The record is from RefSeq and is a predicted model, not a curated record. The transcript has a single exon. NCBI's taxonomy places the organism in Eukaryota, Fungi, Ascomycota, Saccharomycetes, Saccharomycetales, Saccharomycetaceae. Bases 1 to 201 code for a protein of 66 amino acids.
AUGAAGUCAUUUUCUACUAUCUAUAGAACAUUCUUUAAAAGAAAUUCAGUAUUCGUUGGUACUAUCUUUGCCGGUGCAUUUGUUUUCCAAGUAUUAUUUGAUAGUUCUGUAACAUCCUGGUAUGAGAAUCAUAAUAAGGGUAAACUAUGGAAAGAUGUGAAGGCUCAAAUAGCGGCUGCUGGUGAAGAAGAUGAAGACUAA